CUGCAUCAGUUGGAAACAUGAUGUCUUGAGGAGAGUCAGCUUUCAACAAGAGCAUAGUUAAAAAAUGUUUUUAUUCUUCGUUGUACUUUUGGUUGUGAAUAGCGUGAAAAGCGAACUAAACGAUACUUGUACGACAUCAGUUUACCGGAGUGGAAGUUGUGUACCCGUGAUAGAUUGUCAAUAUGUUUUGAAUAUUAUUAGAUCGGAAGAUCACACCUCUGAGGAUUGGAGUUUCAUUGAUCAUAAUAAAUGUGGCGAAAUACCGGGGAAGCCACCAAGACCAUUGGUUUGUUGCCCAAUCAUUCAGAAUGUGGACGGAUGUGGUAUCUCAAGGAUUGGCCAACGCAUUUAUGGAGGCGAAGAGACUGGUAUUGGUGUUUAUCCAUGGGCAGGACUUAUCGAAUACAGAACGCACAGAGGCAAAUUUGAGAUGUCAUGUGGAUGUGCUCUAGUGCAUUAUCGUUGGGUUGUAACUGCAGCUCACUGCAUUGUCGGAAUCCCGAGAAGACUUACAGUACACGGUGUGCGGUUCAAUGAAUGGGACACUGGGAAGAAGUCUAAUUGUACUAUAAUAAACGAUGUCAAACUUUGUCGAGCAAUAUACGAAGUAGAAGGGCAAUUCUCGCAUCCUUCGUACUCAAUGUAUGAUCCAAACAUGAGACACGACAUCGCCUUGCUCAAAACACGAACACACGUGGAGAUCAACGAUUACGUUAUUCCUAUAUGCUUGCCAUUCAGUGAAAGUAUUCAAGAGCUACGAAUAGAAAACGAAAACUUUAUCGUUACCGGUUGGGGACAAACCGAUAAAGAUACACCUGGUAAGCAACGACAUGUAUCUCUAAUAGGAAAAAAUAGAACCAUUUGCGAUAUUGCGUUCAGACAACAAAUGAUCGAACUAUCGUACGAUCAACUCUGCAUCGGAGGAGAAGCAGGUCAGGAUUCGUGUCGGGGCGACUCCGGAGGACCAUUGAUGUAUGAGAGUGGACUGAUCACGUACGUUGUGGGUGUUGUCAGCUUUGGAGCCCUCAACUGCGGGACUGAAAACCAUCCUGGGGUUUACACAAAGGUUGCCGACUAUUUAGACUGGAUUGAAGACAUAAUGAUAAACAAUUGAACAAGCUAAAACUAAUGAACGCGGCAGAAAAUUAGUGAAAUAAAGAAUCAGUUUUUGUGCAU
Armigeres subalbatus is the source of this 1176-nucleotide messenger RNA. Its product is annotated as CLIP domain-containing serine protease B15-like. NCBI's taxonomy places the organism in Eukaryota, Metazoa, Arthropoda, Insecta, Diptera, Culicidae. Gene Ontology annotation, molecular function: serine-type endopeptidase activity. Gene Ontology annotation, biological process: proteolysis. The transcript is spliced from 4 exons. The record is from RefSeq and is a predicted model, not a curated record. The coding region runs from base 65 to 1114 and encodes 349 amino acids.